Lactuca saligna is the source of this 741-nucleotide messenger RNA. Lineage: Eukaryota; Viridiplantae; Streptophyta; Magnoliopsida; Asterales; Asteraceae. The record is from the annotation of a GenBank genome assembly.
AUGUCCAAAACGAUCCUCAAAACUGGACUGACCAAUUUCCUUCCCAAAUUUUCAUCCCUCCCCCCAAUCCCAAACAUCACAUCAUGCAUUACAUCCCUCCAAUCAUGUGCCGAUCAGACCAACUUACAGGAAGGAAAGAAACUCCAUUCCUACAUGCUCAUCAAUGGCUUCCUCAGCUCCCCACGCGCUAUCACCAGCCUCAUCAACAUGUACUCCAAAUGCAACUCCAUCUCAGAUGCCUUUCUGGUUUUUACUUCCUCGUCUAACUCCCAACUCAACGUUUUUGCUUACAACGCAAUCAUUGCCGGAUUUAUCCACAAUGAGAUGCCAGAACCCGCGUUACAGGUUUAUAAAAAAAUGCGAGUGGCAGGUGUUUCGAUGGAUAAAUACACGUUCCCUUGUGUGGUCAAGGCAUUAUCGAGUUGUGGCGAUGUUGCUGGUUUGAAGAUUGCUCACGGGUUGGUCUUUAAAUUCGGGGUGGAUCAUGAUCUGUUUGUGGGCAGUGCUGUAGUCGAUGUGUACUUUAAACUUGGGUUAAUGGAGGAUGCACACAAAGUGUUCGAUGAAAUGCCUGACAGAGAUGUUGUCCUAUGGAACGCCAUGAUUAAUAGGUACGCACAAAUUGGUGAAUACAAUAGCGCAUUGGAGUGUUUACAUAGACUUCGCACAGGAGGGAAUGUACCUAGUAGUUUCACUGUAACUGGGAUAUUAUCGGUGCUCACAAUGAAAGGGGGACCUUGA